CGCGCGCCCCUCCCUCGCCCACCGCCCCUCACGCUCCCCGUGCUCAACACCCUGCGCGAGAAGCGCGUCAUCCUCGCCUCUGCCUCUCCCCGCCGCCGCCAAAUCAUGUCCCUCCUCGGACUGCCCUCGAUCGAAGUGAUCCCGUCCAACGCAGCGGAGGACUUCCCGAAGACGAUGCAACCGUUCGAGUACGUGCUCGCGACGGCGACCAAGAAAGCCCAAACAGUCUACGAGGUGGAGAUCCAGAACGAAGAAAAGGGGGAGCCGGCGCUGCUCCUGGCCGCGGACACGGUGGUCGUGGACACUACGACGGGGAGCAUCCUGGAGAAGCCGCGCAGCGAGGCGCAGCAUGUAGCGAUGUUGAAGGCGUUGCGCGACGCGGGGGAGCAUAAAGUGUACACGGCGCUGGUGGCGAUGGCGCCGAUGGCGAGCGCGCGACAGCCGGGGUAUGUGCUGGAGACGGCGAUGGAGGAGACGACGGUGCGGUUUGGUGCGGAUGUGUCGGAUGAGUUGAUCAUGGCGUAUGUGCGCACGCGGGAGGGGGUCGAUAAGGCGGGGGGUUAUGGGUUGCAGGGGAUCGGGUCGAUUCUGGUGGAGAGCGUGCAGGGGAGUUUUGAUAAUGUGGUGGGGUUGCCGUUGCGGACGGCGUAUAAGUUGAUUGAGAAGGUGGUGACGAAGGCGGAUGAUGAGGAUCGGUUGUCGGAUUCGGAGAGGGAUGGGUUGGAUGAGGAGGAUGAG
Aspergillus steynii IBT 23096 is the source of this 738-nucleotide messenger RNA. RefSeq names its product nucleotide diphosphatase. The transcript has a single exon. The annotation marks the transcript as partial. The record is from RefSeq and is a predicted model, not a curated record. Gene Ontology annotation, molecular function: nucleoside triphosphate diphosphatase activity. NCBI's taxonomy places the organism in Eukaryota, Fungi, Ascomycota, Eurotiomycetes, Eurotiales, Aspergillaceae.